UUGGGGGUCGUCAGAGCUAAGCAAGCAAAAUGAGUGAUUUGCUGAUUGUGCCACUGAAGAAGCCAUCGGAAGUGGAUGUGGUGAAACCGCUGAAGAACCUUAUCCAGAGCUCGUACGGCAGCAGCGACAAGGUCCCCAAUUAUGGGGAGGCUGUAAAUGAAUUUAGCAAAUUGCGAAACUCUGCGAUAUGGAAGUUCUUCGAGAAGUACGAGAGCUCCCUGGACAUUGUGUACAAUUACUACGAUCAGCUAAGCGGCCUUGAGGCAAAGGUUCCGGUGCAGGAGCUGCAGAUCCCUUUCAAAUGGAAGGAUGCCUUCUCCAAAGGCUCCCUGUUCGGGGGCCGCGCCAGUCUAACACUAUCAUCACUGGCGUAUGAGAAAGUGUGCGUCUUAUUCAACAUCGCUGGCCUGGAGAGCGCCGUGGCAGCAGCUCAGAGCUUGGACAGCGACGAAGGACUCCGUCUGGCCACCAGGCUCUUCCAGCACAGCGCUGGAAUUUUCACUCACCUCAAGGCCGCCGUGCCAGCAGCUAUUCCGCAGGAACCCACACCGGAUCUGUACCCGGAAGUGCUCACCAUUCUGUCCAAUUUGAUGGUGGCGCAGGCUCAGGAGAUCUUCGUGGUGAAGGCCAUUCGGGACAAGAUGAAGGAGCAGGUGAUUGCGAAGCUGUGCUGCCAGUGUGAGGAGUUCUACGCCGAGUGCCUGCGUGGACUGCAGAAGGAGUCGGUGAAGAAUCUGUGGGAGAAGGAGUGGGUGACAACGGUGGCUGGCAAGCAGGCGGGCUUUCACGCCAUGACCCAGCUCUACUCCAGUCUCGCGUGUCGCGCCAGCAAGAAGGUCGGUGAGGAGAUCGCCCGCCUUCAACACGCCGUGGAGCUCUUCAAGGCCGCCCAGUCGCGUUCCGGGAAAUCUACAAUGUUCCAGGAGUACGCCGAUCGGGCGCAGCGCAAUCUCGUGGAGUCGAAGAAGGACAAUGACUUCAUCUACAAUGAAAUCAUUCCGGAUGUGAAGACGCUCGAGGGCCCGGGAAAGGCGCAACUGGCCAAGGUGACAGCUCUGGCGGCGCCAAUGGGUCAGAACUACAAGGAUCUCUUCGUGGAUCUCGUACCGGUGGCCCUCCACCAGGCUCUGUCUGCUUGCGAGGCGCGCAAGACGGAGAUGGUGAAUGCGGAGAUUCAGAAGUUGCGCGAGGGUACGCAGAUGCUCAACAGUGUCCUGGCCAGUCUCAAUCUGCCGGCGGCCAUUGAGAACACAGCCGGCGGAUCGGGAUUGCCGCCGUCGCUGCAGGAUAAGGCAAAGGCUGUGCGCGACAACGGGGGCAUUUCGCAGAUCACGGGGAUGUUCAAGGAGUUGCCUGAGGCUCUGACGCGCAACAAGGAGAUCCUGGACGAGUGCGAUCGUCUGCUGAACGACGAACGUGAUUCGGAUAAUGCGCUCAAGAAUCAAUUCAAGGAGAGGUGGACCAGAACUCCGUCCGACAAGCUAACUGAGGUCUUCAGAACAAAUAUCGCCAAGUAUCGAGACAUUAUCAACAAGGCAGUUCAGGCUGAUGGUGUAGUGCGUGGGAAAUUCGACACUCAUGUGAACGGCAUUGAGAUACUAUCAAAAUCCCCGGCUGAGUUGGAGAGAUCUGUACCGAGCAGCGGCUCUGCUGGGGUGUCCGAUAGUCCCAGUGUGCAGAAGCUUCGCUCCCUGAUGGAGAGCGUGGAGACAAUCAAGGCGGAAAGAGAUGCCAUUGAGGCUGAACUCAAGUCGGCCACUGUGAAUAUGAAGGAGCAAUUCUUGUCGGCUCUGGCCAAGGAUGGCGCAAUCAAUGAGCCCGCAAUGUCAGUGUCGGAGAUUGGAAAGACCCUGGCGCCGCUCCAGGGCCAAGUGCAGGAGAGUCUGAAGCGACAGGAGGGCAUUUUGGCUGAAGUCCAGUCUGCGCACACGGUCUUCACGAGUGAAUCUGGCGGAGCGAGCAACUCGCGGGAUGCUCUGCUCAUUCAGUUGGCGGCAGCUUAUGACACCUUCAUGGAAUUGCAGGGGAACCUGAGGGAGGGCACAAAGUUCUACAACGAACUCACGGAGCUUCUCGUGGCAUUCCAGAACAAAAUCUCUGAUUUCUGCUUCGCGCGCAAGACAGAGAAGGAGGAGUUGAUGAAGGACUUGACUCAGCAGAGCAGCCGAUCUGUUGCCCCCACGCCGGUGCUUCCUGCACAUCACGCCACCACGCCGGCCGCGCCAACCAGCGCUGUGGACGGCAGCAUGCCCUAUCCGACGGGCGGGAUGGCUAACAUGCCCAUGCCGUACGGCGCCUCUCCGGCAGCGCCCUAUCCCACGUACAUGGCACCCCCGAUGCCACAGAGCUACAAUCCGUACGCUCCACUUCCGUAUCCUCAGACGCCGUACUAUCAGGGAUUCCCUCAAGGCCCUCCGCCGUCUCACUAUGCAACGUAUCCGGGCAGUCUGGCGCAUCAGCAGCAGCAGCAGCCGGGCAGCGGCUAUCCUCGCCAGCCUGGGUGGUAAAGGGCAGAGCUCAUUCCUCAAAGAUCAUGAGAGACCUUCUGGGGCGCUGGAGAUGGAAUCGCAUGCACCACUUCUAUUACAUAAUGUGGAAUAAUAUUAUUUUUGAAAAUAGCUACUCUCUUUCACUCUCCUGGGAGGAAUAGCAUUGUAACGUGCCUAUGAAUUAUAAUAAAAAUGUAAAUUUGUUAAUA
Phlebotomus argentipes is the source of this 2698-nucleotide messenger RNA. It is a transcript of the gene ALiX, whose product is annotated as programmed cell death 6-interacting protein. Gene Ontology annotation, molecular function: protein binding. The record is from RefSeq and is a predicted model, not a curated record. The transcript is spliced from 5 exons. Lineage: Eukaryota; Metazoa; Arthropoda; Insecta; Diptera; Psychodidae. Bases 30 to 2507 code for a protein of 825 amino acids. Gene Ontology annotation, cellular component: endosome. Gene Ontology annotation, biological process: mitotic cytokinesis.